GUAUUCAUAAUUGGACUCAUUGCAGACAGAAAGUUUCAGCACUUUAACCCCGUCCUUGAGACCUACAUCAGGAAGCAUUUCAGUGCUACUCUGGCGUACACGAAGCUGACCAAGGUUCUGAAGAACUAUGUGGAGAAUGCAGAGAAGCUGACAGAACAGCUGCUGAAAGCCAUUAAAGCUCUGGAGUACAUAUUCAAGUUUAUAGUGCGUUCCAGGGUCCUCUUCAACCAACUGUAUGAGAACAAAGGAGAAGCAGACUUCAUGGAGUCCUUGAGGAAUCUCUUCACUUCCUUCAAUGACAUGAUGAACAUCAACUCUGAGAACACAGGCAUGGUGAAGGGUGCAGCGUUGAGAUACGUCCCCACCAUCGUGAACGACGUCAAACUGGUCUUCGAUCCCAAGGAGCUCAGGUAGGUUUUCA
Messenger RNA from Oncorhynchus gorbuscha (pink salmon), 421 nucleotides. RefSeq names its product dedicator of cytokinesis protein 1-like. The record is from RefSeq and is a predicted model, not a curated record. The annotation marks the transcript as partial. Gene Ontology annotation, cellular component: cytoplasm; plasma membrane. Gene Ontology annotation, molecular function: small GTPase binding; guanyl-nucleotide exchange factor activity. Lineage: Eukaryota; Metazoa; Chordata; Actinopteri; Salmoniformes; Salmonidae. Gene Ontology annotation, biological process: cell migration; small GTPase-mediated signal transduction. The transcript is spliced from 4 exons.